Messenger RNA from Trypanosoma cruzi, 840 nucleotides. RefSeq lists its product as uncharacterized. The transcript has a single exon. Lineage: Eukaryota; Euglenozoa; Kinetoplastea; Trypanosomatida; Trypanosomatidae. The record is from RefSeq and is a predicted model, not a curated record. The coding region runs from base 1 to 840 and encodes 279 amino acids.
AUGCAGAGUUUUGCGCGGCUUCGGAGUGACGGGGCACUCUCCAUCGACCUUGAGAAAAUGGCGGACGCUUCCCCAAUCUCUGAAACCACAGAACGUGAGCAGCAGCGGCAGCUGCAGCAAUACGGCAAAAUUGCUACUGCCCCAGCUGCUGCCGCCGCCGCUGCUGCUACUGCUGAUUGCGACUUUUCCUCGGAGCUGCGUGGCAUUUGUAGGCGGCAGGGGGAUUUUCCGUUCUUUGGCGCCGCCGACUCCGUCUCGCCGUACCCACGUCGUCCAUCCUCAGUUGUGACAGCGGAGGAUUUUGACGCACAGGAGCACGUGACGCAGGAGGAGGGAAGGCGCCUACCGCAGGAGUCCACAAGUCAGGAGGUGGUUGAUGCAAGCCCGCGGCACGUGACGUUCGUAUCAUCGGCCGGGAACUUGAAGGAGGGAAGUCCACAGCCGCAACGCAGCAACGACGACGACGACGGCGAUCACCAACGGGUGCAGCAUGACACACUGGACCGACCAUGCAGGGCCAAUGGGGGGGAAAACCGAAUGCAGGAGGAACAAGAGAUGAUGAUAUCACCGAGGGGGCGGCGAAAUGCGGGUAAACCCACCCGACUUUCACAGGAUGAGAGGAAAGAGUUGUUUGAACGACUUGCCAUGCCCGUACGAAAAAGUGAGGAGAAAAAAGGUGAGACCUAUCUCGCCCGUGAUGAAAUGAAAAAAAGGGAAAAAGAUAAAGAAGGAGAAGGACUGCAGCGAUGUGUCUUUCAGUGGCCUGUACCAUCUAUACCUACUCUGACGCUGGUAGACUUGGAGCGCCACAACAAACUGGCGAAUUAUAUGCGCUCAUAA